This is a messenger RNA of Egretta garzetta (little egret), 222 nucleotides long. RefSeq names its product scale keratin-like. The record is from RefSeq and is a predicted model, not a curated record. Lineage: Eukaryota; Metazoa; Chordata; Aves; Pelecaniformes; Ardeidae. The transcript has a single exon. The annotation marks the transcript as partial.
CCAGAGAGGCGGUACGGCUAUGGCGGUCUGUAUGGUGGCUAUAGGGGCAUUUAUGGCUCUGGGGACUGCUACGGCUAUGGUGGUCUGUAUGGUGGCUAUAGGGGCUUCUAUGGCUCUGGGGACUGCUAUGGCUACCCAAGCUUUUACUCCGGCCGCUAUGGCUACCCCUUCAGUUCACGAUAUGGCCAAAGGUUCGGCUAUGGGAGCUGCUACCCCUGCUAA